This is a messenger RNA of Trypanosoma conorhini, 933 nucleotides long. RefSeq lists its product as uncharacterized. The coding region runs from base 1 to 933 and encodes 310 amino acids. The record is from RefSeq and is a predicted model, not a curated record. NCBI's taxonomy places the organism in Eukaryota, Euglenozoa, Kinetoplastea, Trypanosomatida, Trypanosomatidae. The transcript has a single exon.
AUGCCCAAGGUGCCACGCACCCGCCGCCACCGCCUCCUCUUUCUCCCUCUCGCCGCGCUGCUUCUGCUGCUGCUGUGGCUGGCGCCCGUGCGUGCCGCUUCGCCGUCGGACAGUGGCGCGUCGCAGACGCGCACUCUCUCGCCGACGUGCUCUGCGUCGCCAACGCCCACUGACGCGGGGCGAGGCCCCGGCUCCGCGUCGUCGGCCCCCCAGGGGAGUUCCAGCGAGGGUAGCGGCAGCGGCAGCGGCAGCGCGUCGGCGGAGAGUAGCCGCAGCGACAGCGGCGCCAGCGAGGAGGGCGAGGGCAGCGACAGCGGCAACGCGUCGUCGGAGGAGGGUAGCCGCAGCGACAGCGGCAGCGCGUCGUCGGAGGAGGGUAGCCGCAGCGACAGCCAGUCCGCGCCGGCAUCCGUGACUGUCGUCGACUUCGAGACGGAUCUGCUGACCGAUGCGGAGCUGCUGCGGGCCAUCGCCAACGCCACCGGCGUGCCACUCGAGGCCAUGGUGGUGGUGUCGAGGCUCCACCGCCCGCUGCGGGUGCAGACCGGGGCGGAGUAUCGUGUCGUCUCCGUCGGGUUCACGCGGAAGGCGGACGCGCAGACGGCGCGCGCGGCGGCGGCGGCCGGGCAAAUCCCUCACGCGCGUCUGCCCGUGCCGACGCCCGAUGGCGGCGGCGGCGGCGGCGGCCUGUCGGAGACACAGAAGGUUAUCAUCGGCACGGUGGUGGGGGUUGGGGGGCUGGUGCUCAUCGCCGUCGGCGUCGCCACGUUCCUCUGCCUCCGUCGCAGGUCGCAGGAGGAGAAGAGGUUUACGGACCUCUCGCGCGUCGGGAGGCACGACGCCGCGAUGAUUGACUUGGACUACAACCUCGCGAGGGUGGCGGUCCCCACCACCGCGACGCGGCCGGCGGUGCCCAUCAAGCAGGAGUACUGA